Molecule: messenger RNA, 288 nt
Organism: Fusarium venenatum
Lineage: Eukaryota; Fungi; Ascomycota; Sordariomycetes; Hypocreales; Nectriaceae
Source: RefSeq, a predicted model, not a curated record
AUGCAAUUCACUACCUCAUUCAUCGUCGCCGCUUUCCUCGGCACUGCCUUCGCCAUGCCACAGGCCGCGCCAACUGACUGCCCCGAGACGUCAGCCAUUCCCACUUGCGGUGCUCCCUGUAUCACCUCUGCUGCUUCUGCUGCCGGUUGUAGCGAUAUUGCCUGCCAGUGUGCUAGCUCUGAAGUGAUUCAGGCUUCGGCUCUUGGAUGUGUCGUUGGCAACUGUGGGAUUCCAUUGGCGCUAUCCGUGCAAGCUGCCGCCGCUGCUGUCUGCACUGCUUGUGCUUAG